CCCAGCCCGAGAUCACUAGUAGCAGAUUCUCCAAUAACAGCGGCGAUCUCCCUUCCAGUGAAGAAAUCCAAGCUUUGUUAAGUUACUUUGUUACGCCAGCUCCACCAGCCGUGAUCGAUCCUCUCCCGCCGUUCGACUGCUGCGAUCUCCGCCACUCACUCCACCCACCACCACCACUACCACCACUACCACCACUACCACCACCACCACCACCAUCAUCAUCAUCAUCAUCAUCACCACACCAUAUCACCACCACCACCAUCACCAUCACCACCAUUGCUCGUCCUCCUCUCCUCCCGCAUUUUCCUCCCGCCAACGCCCACGAACUAACCCCUACAGCUCUGCAGCCUCCGUUGUCUCGAGGCCUUUCUGGUUUCCCUCCUGUUUUCUCGCUCGCUGCCUUCCCUCGAUUCCUCUCCUCCCCCCAAUCAAUGGCCUCGCCCAUUGGAGCCCGAACCUCAGCCGCCCAUCCAACCACAGUCCUGAAGAACGCUGGGCUGUAUCGCUGCGGCCUUGCUGUCACUGCUUGUCUGAUCUAGUUCAUAUAUUUUCCCGCUUCCUGUUAACCCGCCAUCCUCUGCUAUUUUUUAUUUUUAUUUUUUUUCAUUUUUUUUGGACAAGCGCUUAUGGGCAUCAGCUGGCCUCACCCUGGGCUCCAUUUUCUUCGUGAAAUCCCCCUCUGACCAACACCCACGCCGGCCUGUCUUGUCUGUUGUUGCAAGCUGCGGUUGGAAGGGCCGUCUUCUGUGUCGGCCCAGCCAGCCAGCCGGUCUGUCAGUUAACCUACGAAACGCGCACUUCAAGAAAGCAAAGCGAUCGCUGGCUCUGGCUUGGGAUUGCUGUUGUGAUGCUCCUACUAUUCACCACUUUUAAAAACCACUGAAUGCUCGAACGGCCGGAGCUUUCCCAGAUCCACCUGCGCUCCCCUUUCGCCGAAUACAAACAAAUCCCCUGCCACCCGCGCUCUCUUUCCAAGCUAUUAUAUACACCCUUAAGCUCAGCUUACAGCGCUGAGUUUCGUCCACAAUCAUUGCGCUUGCGUCCGUAGCGAUCUGCCAUGUCCGUUGAGCUCCAAACCUCACACCGGACCCAAAACACCACCGAAGCCUCGUCGCGUGUGCCAGCCAAAAGAUCCUAUUCAGAAUUUCUCAAGGGCGUCAAUACUCGCUUCAAACACCUCUCCGACAAAGUGCUACCCGCGUCCCCAUACCUCCUCAAGGUCCCCACUGAAAGACCUUUCCACUUGGGUUCCCGGUUCGUCAGUAAUUGGGCUGUGGGUGAUAAUAGACCAUUUGCGCCGGAGGAGGAACACCUUCAGUACAUGACCUUUCUGCCCCACCAGGUUGAGGACACUCUACUCGUUGCUGUGGGGGGAUGGUCUGAUGAACGUGGAAACAUCAUGGAAGAAGAUACGUCGAAAGUCCCAAGCAUCGCCACAAGCCCGUCCGUCGAUACACCAAAACAAAAGCUUCAGAGAAAAAAAAUUAGUCUGAGUGACUACAAAAAGAAAGCAUAUGAAACUCCAAAAUCACCUCCUAGAAGCGCUACCCCAGUGAAUCGCAGGAAUGGCACGGAUCGUUUGACUCCAGCCGUAAAACCCAAGUCACCUCGAGAACCCGUGCCAACGCCCAAGGUGCCGGUGAUAUUACCUUCUAAAAGAAAAGCCACCACGUCUGUAACAACCGACAAUUGCUCCGAUAAUGCUAACGGAAUUUCGCAAUCUAAAAGUUCCCGCGAUGGAAAUUCCCGAUCCACACCUAGUUCCCACAAACCUCCACCAUCAGCUCGAGAAUCCCCGCCCCCCACUAAAAAGCCGCGACUUUCAACUACAAAGGAACCUCCCGAUAAUAAACCCACGAGACAAAGAAAUGCGCCGCCUGUUGUUCCCGCGCUACUCUCUCCAACACUUCCCCCUACUAGCGUUACACCUAGGCUCCCUAGAUUACUCUCACCCACUCUCCCACCAGAUAUAGAGGAAGAGCUAGCUAAGAUAAAAGGCGGCGAGCUAUCUAUAGACAGAAUUUCCAGCCCCAGGAAAGCUCCGUCACCCUCUACCAUUACAGGAUCGAAGCCUGAGCGGCCACUACCCAAGUCGAAUAAACCAAGGCCCCAUUCUAGUUCUACCUCCAGUUCAAGCGAUAAAACUACCAAGGCUAGAGUAUCGUCUUCAUCCUCCAAGCCCCAGGACAAUAGCGUCGCAAGGCCUGUCCCUUCCAAUAACCAACGUUCUAGAGCUGUCGAUCAUACACAAUCGCAAAUUUCCUCGAAGCCCAAGGGAACAACCCAACUUGCCAAACCCAAACUUAUUGUGAAACUAAGAUACGGGAGGUCCAAUCGGAAACGGAUAGAAGCGUUACUCAGGUUUUCUGGUAAAUAUAAAAGCACACCUCAUCACCAGUCAUCGAAACAGAAAAGAGAACCUGAAAGUCAGCGAAAGAGUAAAACUGCCCCUUCUUCGAAAUCAACAGAAGUACAGCGCGCUGAAAAGCGACCAAGGACUCCAGCCACAACGGCCUUCAAGUCUCCUUCCGUUCCGCAACAGCCGACAUCAGUAUCAAAGGGCCAAUUUCUAACUCCAAGUAAGGAUUUGAGGGCUACAACCAUGCGCCGUCUAGGCUCUGGAGACGGUGAUUCGAAGCUACCAGCAGGGUUGGACCGCGGAAUGAACACGAGCACACCUGGAAGCGCGGAGAAAGCAACCACCAAACACUCACCUGUAACGCCGAGUGAUAACCCACAAAACAAACCUCGGGAUACAGCAGAAUCUCGUUCAUGGCAAGAAGAAUCCCAGAAAUAUUUCAAUAUAGGUCGCGAAUUAAAACGUUCAUCCCAGAGGUACCCGGGACCGCAUGCGACAGACGCCGAUCAUAAGCUUAGCGCGGCGAUUGCAGUUGAAGCGGUCCUCUGCUUUAUCCUCGCCUUCAUCCUUGACGAUAGGCACAGAACCUUAAACCGUCGACUGGGAGACUCAUCAACCUGGUUGUCCAUCGUCCCAUACUGGAAAAUGGUGAAAGGCAACAUGGACAAGUACCCGCAUCUCCACGCCCUUUGCUCCCUCCUCGGCGCUGUCUUCCACGAAAUCAUCCACGGCCUCGACCUCGAGCGCCUUGCGAUGACCGCACUUCCAAGCGACCAUAGUCCCGCUCCCACUCCAGGAAGCGAUGGCAAUACGGUAACUUCAGAAGAAAGCAAAAAACAGCAGCAGCAUAGGGAUUUUAUGGAUCUUAGGAAACGACUCGUCGAUUCACACAGAGAGGCUAGAGCCCUUUGGCUCGAGGGGUCGCGCAAACUGUCGGAGGAUGUACUGACCCACCAAUACCCAGAGACGUGGUCGAAGCGGUCCAUGAAUUUCUCAGAAAGGGGUCGAGAGAAGGCUCUUGUGCUGGGUGAAUAUUCAGGAGAAUAUUUUUUACCUCUCGAUCGUACGGCUACCCCUCUUGAGGCGAUUAGGUUUGGGUGGGUGUUUCUGACCGAGUGGACCAAGAAAGAACGGGUAGAGUGGAAAGGUCAGCUUGGGUUAUGAAAUGUAUUUGUUUGACUGUCAUGAUUUUUCUUUUCCUCUUUCUUUGGCAUUUCUCUACUUUUUUUCAAGUUCCCUGGCUUGUUGGAACUGAAACUCACCUCUAUUUACAUCUUAUUUCCUCGAUAUACCCUAGUAGCUUUGUCAUGGAGAAAUUUUCUUAAUCACAAGUUCCCCUUCUAGAAUAACUUCGCCGUCAUUUAUUUUCCUUUGAUUGAAGUCAUCGUAUACCACUGGUUUACCAACCUCGUUUCGAAAACACUUUUUCUUUCCAACUUCACUGCUCCUAUUUCCUCAGCCUACUGUGUUUAUUAAACGAGCAACAUUCUCAUCUCCUCCAACGAAACCCCUUAUUUCAUAUACUUGGUGCCCUAUACUUUUUCCCUCCUUUCCUCCCCACUCCCUUUCCAUACAUAACCUCCUCCGCACACGCACACAUCUCAUUCUAUUACUGUCUCAAACUCUCCAUCUCUGUCUCAAAUAUACAUUAUUUAUGAUACCAACGAACUCGGCAUAUUAUUUUUUUUUAGCGGGGAAAACUAUUUCAGAGCGACUCCAACGCUUUUCCAAUCUUUUUUUUUCCAAAAUUUUUUUUCUUUUUCUGCUUAUUCUUUCCUUCAUUCUCCUUCUCUCUCUUCUCUUUGUGUUGUUCACCCUCUCUAUUCAGUUUUUUUUUUUUUUUUUUUUUUUUGCUGUUGUUUAUCCUGCUAAUGGCAUAUAUGCCACGAGCACCCCAGCUUAUAGUUUUGUUUUACUUUCCCUGCAUUCCUUUAAAUAUCCGGGGAACUAGUUCUCUUCUCUCUGUGGUGUUUGGGCGCUGGACGAAAGGAGAGUUUUUCCCCGAUACUCACUGGACCGGGACCUGACUGGAUUGGAUUUGGAUGAGUAUAUAUGUACACAGUACCGUGCCCAUCGUUUAGUGAUUGGGUGGCUGGGGUGGGGUGGGGUAAACAUUCAUCAGAUUGGAUUUCUUUUGCUAUUCGCAGUUAUACGUUUUUUACUAUUCCGAUUUGGUAGGAUCCAACGCAUGGGCAUGAGGGUUGAGAACUGGAACUGAGAAAUUGUAGUAUUGACUGAGGUGACAUGGUUGCAUGAAUGGAAAUUAUUCGAUGAUCUCAUAGUCGUUUUUUAGUCGUUAAAGAUUAACCCGCAAGAAAGCGUGAAAACAUCAAUUGUCACUUGUGGUGUUGGGGAAUAUGUAGAAACAACGUUCGUUUUGCUCAGGAUGAAGAAAUAAAAUCACGAAAACGUAAAUAAUCCUAAUGGACGAAAGAUACUGUGAAAAACAAAUGAAAAAUAAAUGAUAUCUUCUUCUAACUAAUUAUAAAUAAAGGCCAG
This is a messenger RNA of Blastomyces gilchristii SLH14081, 4858 nucleotides long. RefSeq lists its product as uncharacterized. Lineage: Eukaryota; Fungi; Ascomycota; Eurotiomycetes; Onygenales; Ajellomycetaceae. Bases 1058 to 3523 code for a protein of 821 amino acids. The record is from RefSeq and is a predicted model, not a curated record. The transcript has 2 exons.